Salvia miltiorrhiza (redroot sage) is the source of this 4032-nucleotide messenger RNA. Its product is annotated as SUPPRESSOR OF ABI3-5. Lineage: Eukaryota; Viridiplantae; Streptophyta; Magnoliopsida; Lamiales; Lamiaceae. Gene Ontology annotation, molecular function: RNA binding. Bases 459 to 3347 code for a protein of 962 amino acids. Gene Ontology annotation, cellular component: nucleus. The transcript is spliced from 16 exons. Gene Ontology annotation, biological process: mRNA splicing, via spliceosome. The record is from RefSeq and is a predicted model, not a curated record.
AAUGUCUGGUAAAUCCCGCACGGCCACACCCAGAUCCCCAAUUCUAGACAUUGAAACCCAAACCCACACUCCGCCUCUGCGCCUCCCUCUCUCCCCCUCCUCCGCCGCCGCCUCUCUCAAACCCUCGCUACGCCUAUGUGACUUCAUCUCCGUUUCUGUCAUCGACUUUCUCUUUUUCACAUCAUAAUACACGCCGUCGCCCUUCGAGCUUUGAACGAUUUCUUCUUCCGCGAUUCACGUUUCUGAGUCGUCGACUCCGAAGCAAAACAGGAACCCUCUCCGACCCCCUUGGUCGCUCUUGUCUCUCUCCCUCUUUCUUCCGGUCAACCUCGAUUGCUCACGACCUUGUCUCAUCGAAAUCGACUUGAAAUUGGUCGGAAAGGUUCCAUUCGUCUUGCAUCUACAACUUUCCAACAAUUAGAUAGACAUUUGCAGGAAAAGGGUGAUCCGUGAGAGCAAUGGACCCUGGACGCUAUGGUCUUCAUCAAGGAUGGGAAAAUAACAGCGCUUUGGAGGGGUAUGGUGCAGUUCAUGAUACAAAUUUUCGGGAUGAUGGAUCAUAUGAUGAUAGGAGGUUUAUAGAUGAAAGGUUCUCAAGGGAAAAUGUCUACCCAAGGGGUGCCUUUCAUCGAGAUGUACUGGAGAGGGAUAAUUAUCCUCCACCGCCAUCAUCAGUUGGGAUGUGGCCUCAAACGAGGAGGAGAAGCUAUGAAGAAGAGUAUUCUUUUGAUAGGGAUAUUAGAAGGCCUGCUAGAUAUGGUGGCCGUGAUCGGGAGGAUUAUGGCUAUGAUGAUUAUGACUACAGAUCUCGUGCUUCUCAUCAAAGCAAGGAUGACAGCCGUGAAAGGGAUUAUGAUCAUGGAAGACACAGUUAUGAUUCUGACUAUGAAAGGGGUGGUAGAAGAGAUGGUAACUGGAGAAGACGUGAAUCUCGGGAUCGAGAAUGGGACAAGAGAGGUGUGAGUCGCGAAAGGGAUGAAAGUCCUUAUAGGAGGCAUGAGCAUUCCCCUUCUCGUUCUCGUUCUCGUGGUCGUGAUGAUCGGGCUAGGUCAAAGUCUCCUCGAGGCCGCAGUCAUGGUCGAAGUUAUAGGGAAGACAGUUAUGAGGACAGUCGCUAUGAUAGAAGUGACAGGCGAAGGGAUCGUGAAGAUAGGCGUCAACAUAACCAUUACUCUGUUGCUCCCUCUGCCACCGUUGUGGUGAAGGGUCUUUCUCAAAAGACAACCGAAGAAGAUUUGUAUCAGAUUCUUGCGGAAUGGGGCCCCCUACGUCAUGUUAGAGUUAUUAAAGAGCGAAACUCUGGCAUCUCUCGGGGAUUUGCUUUUAUUGAUUUCCCCUCUGUGGAUUCUGCACAAGCAAUGAUGGAUAAGCUCGGGCAUGAAGGUCUUCUUGUCGAUGGCAGGAAGCUCUUCUUUGAGUACAGUAAGCCAACAGGUGGAGCUAAUGGAUCUCUUGGGAUGGACAGUGCAUCAAGAUCAGGCCAUGGUAGCUAUAGAAAUAUGAUGGUUUCAUCUGAUUGGAUGUGCACAAUAUGUGGCUGUGUCAAUUUUGCCCGAAGGACAUCUUGUUUUCAGUGUAAUGAGCCAAGAACAGAAGAUGCUCCCCCUGCUGAUAUGGCAUCAUCAAAUUUCACUCCAACUGGCAAGAGAGGGGAAGCAGGCCCAACACAUGUUCUUGUUGUCCGUGGCUUGGAUGAGAAUGCUGAUGAGGAAAUGCUACGCUAUGAAUUUUCUAAACAUGCUCCUAUUAAGGAUUUGCGGUUAGUUAGAGACAAAUUCACACAUGUUUCAAGAGGAUUUUCAUUUAUCCAUUUCUAUUCUGUUGAGGAUGCCACUAAAGCUCUUGAAGCAACAAAUGGUACUACGUUGGAGAAGAACGGUCAGAUUCUUCGAGUUGCCUAUGCCAAAAGUAUUGUUGGACCUGGAUCAGCAGUUUCAGGAGCUUCUCAGUCGAGCAGUCUUGCUGCUGCUGCGAUUGAAGCAGCUACAUUUGCUCAGCAGUAUGAUGCUGUUGGUUGGGCACCAAAAGAAUACAAUCCAGAGGACAACCAAUCUGGUGGUGGUCAUGGCCAGAGUGGGCAUGUUGCAGGACAAACAGAUUCUUCAGCUCCACAAUCUGGUUUCGUGUGGGAUGAAGCCUCUGGCUAUUACUACGAUGCUACUUCUGGUUUCUACUAUGAUGGAAAUACAGGUCUAUAUUAUGAUGGGAAUAAUGGUCUCUGGUAUUCUUAUGAUCAACAAACUCUGCAGUAUAUUCCUUGUACCGAUCAGAAUGGCAAGACAGCUGAAAAACAAAAUGAUGCUUCUAAGACAUCAGAUGCUUCCAAUAAUCGAAAAGUCAUCAUUUCUGCACCAGCUGCUACCAUAACAUCAAAUGAGAAAGCAGCUUCAUUACCAGAUGCUGUCCAGGCUGCAGCUGCGGCUGCAAUAGCAGCUGAGAAGAAAGAAAAGGAGAAACAGAAAGAGAUAAGACUUGCUUCCAAAAGUAGCAUAAUGGCUAACAAGAAGAAGAUGAAUAAUGUCUUAACCAUGUGGAAGCAAAGGAGUAAUGAAGGACAAGCACCACGUGUGGCUCUUGAGGACAAUCAGCCGUCCACAUCAAUUGAGGAGAGAUCUAACACAGCAUCAUCUAUGAAGAGCAAAUUCAAAAAUGAAGGACUGGCAGCAAAAGAGAAUGUUAUAGCUUCUGCAGGAUUGACGAGUGUCUCAACUCAAUCUGCUGGUAUGGAAUCCCAGAACAGGACAAAGCCCAUCAGCGCCAGUCCUAGUGGAACCUUAAAAGGAGUGAUUAGGAGUUCUGGGAUGGGUGUGGUGAAAUAUGACUCUGUUUAUACGGGACCAGAAGGUACACCUGCUUCGUCAUUUGGUGCAUCUACUGCAGGAUCUUCUUCAUUGACAUACGCGGAAUUUUCCACACCGGUUACACCAUUUAGAACAGGCGCAUCUGCAUUAGGCGGGUACGCACCAUCUUCUGCUGCUGGAAGUGGUAAAAGAAGGUUUUCUGAGAUGCCCACCACUUCAGUUACAAACAAAGAACAGUCUCAAUCAACUUAUCGAGAUCGUGCAGCUGAAAGGAGAAGCUUGUAUGGUUCAUCAUCGGCUUUUGGGGAUGAUGACCUAAAUGCUGGAAUGGGAGAUUCAAAUCGAGAUCCAGCAUAUAGGCGGGGUGUUUUGGACUCCAUGCCUUUCCCUCCUGGUGUUGGUGGGGGACGAAGUACUGGAGAUGCAAAUAUCCAGAGUUACGAGGUGAUUACAGCAGACAGGGCCAUUGAUGAGAGCAAUGUGGGCAACCGGAUGCUCCGCAGCAUGGGCUGGCAUGAAGGCUCGGUAUCAUCUCUGAACCCUUAAAACUAAUUUUGAUGUUCUGCAAAUUGAGUUAAUAAUGAUACUUUCAUCACUAAGUUGCUCCUUAAUCUGCCAACACUAGUAGCUUUUCCUAGUCCUGCUCAACCAUAACCUUAUUUCUAGUUUGGAGCUUCAACAGCCGUAUAGGCGCGGGUGCAUAGUGGCCAGCAACAAUAUUCUGUCUGUAUUUUAGAUCUGACUUGUUUGGCGAUACUUUUGGUUGGUGUUUGUGUUGGUUUGUGGUCCAGGGGCUGGGGAGAGAUGGGAGUGGCAUGGUAGAGCCUGUCCAGGCUCAGGCCACAGAAACGAGAGCGGGACUAGGGAUCCAUCAAGCGAAGAAAGUGGAUCCGAGCCUGGAGGUGCAGGCCGGAGAUAGCUACAAAGCUGUCAUUCAGAAGAAGGCCAUCGCCCGCUUUCGAGAAAUGUCGUGAGGUGAGUGAGGCAAGCAAUGGUGUAGACUGUAGAGGUCCAGAUUGGAGUUGUAGGUGAUGUUGCUGUGCUCUUAGCUUCAGAGUUGCACGUUGUAGCAUAUAUACAUAUCUACUCAUAUUAUAUCAUUUUGUUUCUUCUUCCAUCUGCUUGUUCCAUUUCGGAACAAGACUAAAGCCACUUCUUUAUGGCAUGAAAAUUGCCUUGUGUUUAUUAUUAUUGUUGGCAAAUAAAAUCACGAACUAGUUCGAUAUUGCAA